Lobosporangium transversale is the source of this 756-nucleotide messenger RNA. Its product is annotated as hydroxyacylglutathione hydrolase. Bases 1 to 756 code for a protein of 251 amino acids. Gene Ontology annotation, molecular function: hydroxyacylglutathione hydrolase activity. The record is from RefSeq and is a predicted model, not a curated record. Lineage: Eukaryota; Fungi; Mortierellomycota; Mortierellomycetes; Mortierellales; Mortierellaceae. The transcript has 4 exons.
AUGCGUGUUAUUCCUGUCCCCGCUCUUGAAGAUAAUUACUCCUACAUCAUUCUUGAUGAAAAGACCUCUGAGGCUGCGGUGGUCGAUCCUGUAGAGCCUCAGAAGCUGAUGCAUAUCCUUCAACAUCUGGGAGCGAAAUUGACCUCGGUUCUUUGUACACACCAUCAUUGGGAUCAUGCUGGAGGAAACGUGGAGUUGAUUUCCAAGAAACCAGGACUUGCAGUCUUUGGAGCAGAUGCAAGGAUUCCCGAGAUCAAUUAUGUGGUCAAGGACAAAGAGGAGUUCAAGAUUGGAUCCUUGGUUGUCCAGGCAUUGUGGACUCAUUGUCAUACGAAGGGCAGUGUUAGUUAUUAUGUCAAGGAUGAUUCGGAUCGAGCCGUCUUUACGGGUGACACGUUAUUUUUGAGUGGUUGCGGUCGUUUCUUUGAGGGUACGGCAGCAGAUAUGUACAACAGUUUACUUCAUAUUCUGGCGACCCUUCCUGUGGAGACUAAGGUCUAUUGUGGUCAUGAAUACACCAAAGCCAAUCUUCGGUUCGCUCAACAUGUUGAACCCAACAAUCCACAUGUUGCACAGAAACUUCAAUGGAUGAUGAAUGAAAAUGUGACCACGACAGUUCCUGGAACGAUUGGCGAAGAAUUGUUGUGCAAUCCAUUCCUUCGUGUCAAUGAACCCUCACUCCAAGCUUUUACAGGCAAAUCAGAUCCUAUCGAUGUCAUGCAGGUUCUUCGUGAAAUGAAGAACAACUUUAAAUAA